GCACUGGGAGGGACUGAGAGGGGAAUGGGCUACUCUGGUGUGAACUGGGUCGUACUGGUAUGAAUCCCAGAAAACUCCCAUCCUCCGAAGGCCCCUUUACUCUUCUUUUUCCUCAUCCCGGAGGAUUUCGCCCCAAAUCCCACAAAUUCCCGCCCCGUUCCCACUUCUGUUCCCUUCCACCCUCCUCCCUGGUGACCUUUGGAAAACCGGCAAUCAUUUCACUGCUGGAAUUUCCGCCCUUUUUGGCUCCAAAGGUCCUGGGAGCCUCCGGAGCCUCCGGCCGCUUUCAAUCCCGAGAUUUUCGGGAGACCCAGCGGGCUCUUGGAAAACCAGAAAUGGGGCCCCGGAUCUGGAUCCUCGCCUUCAUCCCAUUACUAUCCAGACUCCACCCCACAAUGGGUAAUUUUAUGGGAUUUCAUGGAUUUCUUGAGCUUGGAAAAGACCCUGAGGAUCCCCAGAGAGCUUCUGGAAUUCUUUGGGAUUCGAGCUUCCAAAUUACUCCAUUGGGGGAACUCAGGGAACUUCCAUGGCCCGCUGCUCGUCCUGGACGGGUUGGAAGAUUCUGGAAUCCGCCUCAAGUGCCUCUCGGAGCGGCUCUUCUCUGAAGUCCAGGUGUUGUGGAUGGAUGGGAAAGGCAGGAAUAUCACUGGGAAUCCCCUGAGCACGGACACAGCCGGGAAUGCUGGGAGCUCCAUCGUCCUCACACCGGGAUCUGGGAACGCCGUGUCCUGCAGGAUCAUCGACAGCCUCGGAAAAACAUCCACAGAAUCCUCCAUCGUCAUUGCGGAGAGUUUCUUCCCAGCCAUUUCCCCCUGGCUCCCAGCUUUUGUGAUGAUCCUGCUCUUUGGAAUAUUCCUGGUCCUGGCAGCUGUUUAUAAACUCCGGAUCAACAAAAAGGCAAUGGAUCGGGAAAAAAAUGCCCAGAAGCAAAUUCAGGAGGACAUCGAGGACCUCAAGAUGGAGCUGGAGGAAGUGCAGGAAAAAUUCCAGAAGGAAAACCAGGAGAUGGAGUCGAAAAUCGGUGAGAAAAUUCCACAGCUUGGGGAAUUUCGGGAAUUUUGGGGUUUUGGGGCUCAGGGAAAAAAAAAAAAAAAACAACAAAACACUUUGGGGGGAGUGACACACCUGGGACAGGUGACACAGGUACCUCACCUGGCCCAGAUGCCCCUUUCCCAGCAGGACAGUGACGAAAUUUCUCUCCUUCCAGAACAAAUCCAGGCCCAGCUGGAGUUCAGACGUGCUCAAAGCAAUGCAGUCCCGCUGACCCUGGACGAGCUCUGCAAACAUCCCGAACUCUCCCUCCGGGAUCAAUCCCGGGUCGUUUCCUGCUCUGCCACCUCCGAGCAGCUCCACCCCAAACCCGUCAUCGUGUCCAAGGAAUCCUUUUCCCAAGGGAAGCACUACUGGGAAGUGGAGGUCGGGGCCGGAUCCGGCUGGGAGCUGGGCGUGCUGGCCGAGGAGAUCCGGGAUUCCCUGCAGAACGGCGGGAUGGUGCUGCCGCAGGAGCGGGAGCAGGUGCUCAGCCUUGGCUAUUCCCGAGGGGAAUUCAGCAUUCCCAGGGGCUGCAAUUGCAGGCCCUGCCCGGUGCUCGGGGUUUUUCUGGAUCAGGAAUCCCACAACCUUUCCUUCUUCGACGUGGAAGGGAAAAGCCUCCUUGCAUCGCUUCCCUUGAGGUUUUCUGGAAACCUCUUCCCAUUUUUCAGCCCUGGCUCCAAUGAGAAAGGGUUGGGAAUUCGCUCUGUGGGAGGUUGA
This is a messenger RNA of Empidonax traillii (willow flycatcher), 1752 nucleotides long. Its product is annotated as butyrophilin subfamily 3 member A1-like. Bases 418 to 1752 code for a protein of 444 amino acids. Lineage: Eukaryota; Metazoa; Chordata; Aves; Passeriformes; Tyrannidae. The record is from RefSeq and is a predicted model, not a curated record. Gene Ontology annotation, molecular function: protein binding. The transcript has 12 exons.